Messenger RNA from Macaca mulatta (Rhesus monkey), 7416 nucleotides. The record is from RefSeq and is a predicted model, not a curated record. Lineage: Eukaryota; Metazoa; Chordata; Mammalia; Primates; Cercopithecidae.
AUAAAAUAGAAUUUCAAAGCUUGAAACAUCUUUGGACUUUGUGAACACUUGUAAUACAAAACAAUUACUGUUUACAAAGUUUACUAGUAAUACAAAUACAAAGUUUACAGAGAACUUUCAUAUCUCUUAAUUCUUGACAAUGACCCUGUGAUACAGGUAGAGAUUAUCACAUGUAAUUUCUUUGGUGAGUAAACCGGCUCGAAGAGCUUAGGUUAUUUACCAAAAUCAAAUAUUAAGUGAUAAAACCAGGAUUUGAGCCCAGGUUUUCUCAGUCUAAAUACAGGAAUCUUUCUAGAUUACUAUGAUUCUCAGUUUUUUUUAACUUUUUGGUCAAGGCCAUCAAAAAGAAUAAUUUCCAACUAAUAUUUGUUACCUAAGAGUUGUCCCUUGUUCUGAAUUGUCCUUAUGAAGCUUUUCUUAAGAUUAAACUUUGACUUAGCUAAUAAAAUUUUUGGCUUUUUUUCUCCUACCAUACAAUAAAUUUGGCAAAUAAGUUUCUUAUAAACUUACCAGUAUUUUGCAAAUGCAACUAUGCACAUGUAUUUAAUGGUCAUUUAGGUUUGUUAGCUUUUAUAAAGGCUGAAAAUGUGGUUUAUUUGAGGCUGUAUUGAAAAAAUAUACUUGAGCUUUUCCUAAAGCAUAAAAUAACAUUGAGGGUGAUUUAGCUAACACAAUUAGUCAAGGAUUCUGAAGAGAAAUGUGGUUUAGAUCUUUACAAUAUUCUUUUUUUUUUUUUAGAGGAUUUUCCCAGAGAUAACAUGAAAUAAAAUAUAAUCUCAUUGCUAUUUGAUAGUAAAUCCUAGCUUCCACAGAUAUUCUGAUGAAUUGCUUUCUACUAGGUUUAUUUGAUUUAAAAAACUGUUCUAAUAUAGAGAAUUUCAUCUGCAGAGAAAAUCUUUUCUUGGUUAAGAGUUCCUCAUAUACAUAAACAUACUGGGUCUCACAUUUAAUGGCAAAGUAAACAACAAAGUUAUCACACAGCUAUCAUUUAUAUUAAGUGCUUAGUAUGUUCUGGGCACUAUUCUAAGAAAUGUGAAGAUCAAAUUAGUUAAUUAGUUAGUUUAAUCCUCACAUUAGCUCUACCAUGAGUUUACUAUUUCUAUUCCAUUUUAUAGGAAAGGAAGGAGACAAAGUAAGUGAUUUUUCUAUCAAGGAAGGAAAUUUGCAAGAGAGUAGUUUCAAUACAAAAACUAAAUUUGUAUGUAGCUCUGUAUUGAAGUAGGUAGGUAUAGUCAGUCUGGACAUUUUAUGCUUAUACAUGUUAGUCCCUAGGAAAACCCAGAAAAUGUGAAUCUAUCAGGUUCAACUGAUAGAUUCAGAAAAGGUGGAAAAAUCAGUGAAUUGUAUGUGAAACACAUUAUUCUUAGUGGACUGCUUGUUAAAGGCAAGGAGAGUGUUAGUAAAGAGCUUAGCUAGAUUAGAAUAAAGAAAUUGUCUCUCUCCAUCUGUUCUAAUUAGCUUAUCUCAUCAGCUUUUAUAGCAUGCUGGUUAUUUCAGAAAAGAAGUGAGAGCUACUUUGAAAGGACAACCAUUUUUCUUUACGCUAAUUUAUAAUGGUUUUGAAGUGGUUGUUCAUUCUCAAACAUAGACUUUUAAAUGUUAGGUCUUUCCUAUAACUCGUUGUUAUUGGAAGUUUCAAGGAUUUGGACGCUCAGUUAAGGAUUUUGUCCUCUCCUCAUUCCUUUGGUUUUGGCCCAAAUGAUUAUGUUUCCUCUUUUUGGGAAGAUUUCUCUGGGUAUUUUGAUAUUUGUCCUGAUAGGAGACUUUCCAUCGUUAACAGCACAAACCUACUUAUCUUUAGAGGAGAUCCAAGAACCCAAGAGUGCAGUUUCUUUUCUCCUGCCUGAAGAAUCAACAGACCUUUCUCUAGCUACCAAAAAGAAACAGCCUCUGGACCUCAGAGAAACUGAAAGACAGUGGUUACUCAGAAGGCGGAGAUCUAUUCUGUUUCCUAAUGGAGUAAAAAUCUGCCCAGAUGAAAGUGUUACAGAGGCUGUGGCAAAUCAUGUGAAGUAUUUUAAAGUCCGAGUGUGUCAGGAAGCUGUCUGGGAAGCCUUCAGGACUUUUUGGGAUCGACUUCCUGGGCGUGAGGAAUAUCAUUACUGGAUGAAUUUGUGUGAGGAUGGAGUCACAAGUAUAUUUGAAAUGGGCACAAAUUUUAGUGAAUCUGUGGAACAUAGAAGCUUAAUCAUGAAGAAACUGACUUAUGCAAAGGAAACUGUAAGCAGCCCUGAACUGUCUUCUCCAGUUCCUGUUGGUGAUACUUCAACAUUGGGAGACACUGCUCUCAGUGUUCCACAUCCAGGGGUGGACUCCUAUGAAGGUGCCUCAGACAGCAGCUUGGAAAGGCCAGAGGAGAGUAUUAGCAAUGAAAUUGAGAAUGUGAUAGAAGAAGCCACAAAACCAGCAGCUGAACAGAUUGCAGAAUUCAGCAUCCACCUUUUGGGGAAGGAGUACAGGGAAGAACUACAGGAUUCCUCCAGCUUUCACCACCAGCACCUUGAAGAAGAAUUUAUUUCAGAGGUUGAAAAUGCAUUUACUGGGUUACCAGGCUACAAGGAAAUUCGUGUACUUGAAUUUAGGUCCCCCAAGGAAAAUGACAGUGGCGUAGAUGUUUACUAUGCAGUUACCUUCAACGGUGAGGCCAUUAGCAAUACCACCUGGGACCUCAUCAGCCUUCACUCCAACAAGGUGGAAAACCAUGGCCUUGUGGAACUGGACGAUAAACCCACUGUUGUUUAUACAAUCAGUAACUUCAGAGAUUAUAUUGCUGAGACAUUGCAGCAGAAUUUUUUGCUGGGGAACUCUUCCUUGAAUCCAGAUCCUGAUUCCCUGCAGCUUAUCAAUGUGAGAGGAGUUUUGCGUCACCAAACUGAAGAUCUAGUUUGGAACACCCAAAGUUCAAGUCUUCAGGCAACGCCAUCAUCUAUUCUGGAUAAUACCUUUCAAGCUGCAUGGCCCUCAGCAGAUGAAUCCACCACCAGCAGUAUUCCACCACUUGAUUUCAGCUCUGGUCCUCCCUCAGCCACUGGCAGGGAACUCUGGUCAGAAAGUCCUUUGGGUGAUUUAGUGUCUACACACAAAUUAGCCUUUCCCUCGAAGAUGGGCCUCAGUUCUUCCCCAGAGGUUUUAGAGGUUAGCAGCUUGACUCUUCAUUCUGUCACCCCGGCAGUGCUUCAGACUGGCUUGCCUGUGGCUUCUGAGGAAAGGACUUCUGGAUCUCACUUGGUAGAAGAUGGAUUAGCCAAUGUUGAAGAGUCAGAAGAUUUUCCUUCUAUUGAUUCAUUGCCUUCAAGUUCAUUCACUCAACCUGUGCCAAAAGAAACAAUACCAUCCAUGGAAGACUCUGAUGUGUCCUUAACAUCUUCACCGUAUCUAACCUCUUCUAUACCUUUUGGCUUGGACUCCUUGACCUCCAAAGUCAAAGAUCAAUUAAAAGUGAGCCCUUUCCUGCCAGAUGCAUCCAUGGAAAAAGAGUUAAUACUUGACAGUGGUUUAGGUUCAGGAUCAGGGCAAAAAGUAGAUCUAAUUACUUGGCCAUGGAGUGAGACUUCAUCAGAGAAGAGCACUGAACCGCUGUCCAAGCCAUGGCUUGAAGAUGACGAUUCACUUUUGCCAGCUGAGAUUGAAGAUGAGAAGCUAGUUUUAGUUGACAAAAUGGAUUCCACAGACCAAAUUAGUAAGCACUCAAAAUAUGAACAUGAUGAUAGAUCCACACACUUCCCAGAGGAAGAGCCUCUUAGUGGGCCUGCUGUGCCCAUCUUCGCAGAUACUGCAACUGAAUCUGCAUCUCUAACCCUCCCCAAGCACAUAUCAGAAGUACCUGGUGUUGAUGAUUACUCAGUUACCAAAGCACCUCUUAUACUGACAUCUGUAGCAAUCUCUGCCUCUACUGAAAUAUCAGAUCAGGCAGAUGCCAUCCUAAGGGAGGAUACGGAACAAACUACCGAGUCAUCCAACUAUGAAUGGUUUGACAGCGAGGUUUCAAUGGUAAAGCCAGAUAUGCAACCUUUGUGGACUAUAUUGCCAGAAUCAGAGAGAGUUUCGACAAGAACUUCUUCCCUAGAGAAAUUGUCCAGAGACACAUUGGCAAGUACACCACAGAGUACUGACAGACUCUGGUUGAAAGCUUCUGUGACACAGUCUACCAAAUUGCCUCCAACCACAAUCUCCACCCUGCUAGAGGAUGAAGUAAUUAUGGGUGUACAGGAUAUUUCAUUAGAACUGGACCGGAUAGGCACAGAUUACUAUCAGCCUGAGCUAGUCCAAGAGCAAAAUGGCAAGGUUGGUAGUUAUGUGGAAAUGUCUACAAGUGUUCACUCCACAGAGAUGGUUAGUGUGGCUUGGCCCACAGAAGGAGGAGAUGACUUGAGUUAUACCCAGACUUCAGGAGCUUUGGUGGUCUUCUUCAGCCUCCGAGUGACUAACAUGAUGUUUUCAGAAGAUCUGUUUAAUAAGAACUCUUUGGAGUAUAAAGCCCUGGAGCAAAGAUUCUUAGAAUUGCUGGUUCCUUAUCUCCAGUCAAAUCUCACGGGAUUCCAGAACUUAGAAAUCCUCAACUUCAGAAAUGGCAGCAUUGUGGUGAACAGCCGAAUGAAGUUUGCCAAUUCUGUCCCUCCUAAUGUCAACACUGCGGUGUACAUGAUUCUGGAAGAUUUUUGUACCGCUGCCUACAAUACCAUGAACUUGGCUAUUGAUAAAUACUCUCUUGAUGUGGAAUCAGGUGAUGAAGCCAACCCUUGCAAGUUUCAGGCCUGUAAUGAAUUUUCUGAGUGUCUGGUCAACCCCUGGAGUGGAGAAGCAAAGUGCAGAUGCUUCCCUGGAUACCUGAGUGUGGAAGAACGGCCCUGUCAGAGUCUCUGUGACCUACAGCCUGACUUCUGCCUGAACGAUGGAAAGUGUGACAUUAUGCCUGGGCACGGGGCCAUUUGUAGGUGCCGUGUGGGUGAGAACUGGUGGUACCGAGGCAAGCACUGUGAGGAAUUUGUGUCUGAGCCUGUGAUCAUAGGCAUCACUAUUGCCUCUGUGGUUGGACUUCUUGUCAUCUUUUCUGCUAUCAUCUACUUCUUCAUCAGGACUCUUCAAGCACACCAUGACAGGAGCGAAAGAGAGAGGCCCUUCAGUGGCUUCAGCAGGCAGCCUGACAGCCUCUCAUCCAUUGAGAAUGCUGUGAAGUACAACCCUGUGUAUAAAAGUCACAGGACUGGAUGUGAGAAGUAUGAGGGACCCUAUCCUCAGCAUCCCUUCUACAGCUCUGCUAGUGGAGACAUGAUUGGUGGGCUGAGCAGAGAAGAAAUCAGGCAGAUGUAUGAGAGCAGUGAGCUUUCCAGAGAGGAAAUUCAAGAGAGAAUGAGAGUUUUGGAACUGUAUGCCAAUGAUCCUGAGUUUGCAGCUUUUGUGAAAGAGCAACAAGUGGAAGAGCUUUAACCAAAACUCCUGUUUUGAAACUGAUUAGAAGCCUGGAGAAGAUGGAGAUUACUUGUCGCUUAUGUCAUAUAAUUAACCUGGAUUUUGAACACUGUUGGAGAAGAGUUUUCUAUUAAAACCUUAAAUGUAGGGCAUAUUGUUUUUUUUUUUUUCAGCUUAAGUUUUCAGAAUGUAGUAAGAGAUAUUACCAUUUUUAUUUCGAUAAAGACUGAAAGCUGUGUUUAAAGAAAUUGAAAACUACAUGAACUCUGGAAAGUAUUCUACAAGAAAAAGCUGGACUUGGGAGUUAGGGCUGCCGUUGCUGUCUGCUUCUGAAUCAUUGAGGGUGUCUCCUAAGAACUGUGCCUCGGGUUUCUCAAUAGGAAAAUAAGGUGAGACUCUUACAUGGAGAAGUCUGGCUUAGUAAGGGAAUAUUUUGGAGCAUAUUUGUUAUUGUUGGGUAGAAGGGGAAACCUUUGAAGUAGUCUUAGUGGGUAGUUUAUAGUCAGGCAUUCAUCUAAAUAAAAUAUUUUCUUUCUUUUUUUUGAUCAAACUGCUAAAGAAAAAGCAAACUUUUUUGCUGCAGGAUAGAAUUAGGGUUGUAUUUUUAUGCUUCUAUCAGUGUUUUGCAUUUCCUGAGCAUAUUAAUCAAGACCACAUUAUUGUUAUGUUAACUAUGUUAAUGUCUUUUUUUUUUUUUUUUAGUUUUCAGGAAUAAUGCAAUAAUAAACUUCUAAAUAAAGUUUAGAAGAUUCCCAUUAAUCUAAAGACAAAUUUAAUCACAUGGGCAGGGAGGAAGUGAGUGUCAGGUCAAGAUCCCAGUGCUGAGAUUAUAUUUUGUUUCUUGAUUGCUGGACUGAGGUUCCCUGGUUGCUUCUGAGAUCUAAAGAUGUCUUGGGCAAAUCCUGUCUCUCCUUCAGUUCCUGGUAUAUUAAUUUGGAAAACAGCACUUAACUACCUCACAUAAUAUAGAUUAGCUCAUUUUCAUUGCUUCUCCUCUGUGUAAUACCUCCAGUCUAAAUUAACUCCUGCUUAUAUCAACAGGGCAAAGCUUUUAUUACUAUUAAAAUAUUUAAAAAACUGAACAGAUAGGAAGUCCAUACCUUAUAUACAUUUUGACAGAAAAUGGAAGUUUUCCUCUUUCCCCCUAGUGUUUUUUUGAGGAGGCCAAAUAAUCAUCAUCAUGUUAUUAAAUUGCAUAUACAUUAGGUUAUUAUUAAUGCAGAUACUUUAUACUAGAUGUUUUCAUGUUUGCCAAAACCAAUUCUGAACAUUUUGAUUUAUUUCUGACCAGAUAUAAAUAACCAGUAUAAACUAACCAUAAGAUAAAAUACUUGGUUCACUUUUUUUUCCUCAACUUGAUGACUGCCAAUUCUGCUCAUAAUGAGGAUACUGGAAACUAAAUAUCCGGGCUCGGUGUAUGCCACAGUAAGACUAGUGAAAACCUCGAAGAUGGCCAGGUAUUUUGCAAAGUAUGUGUGGAUAACAAGAUGUGUGUGUGUGUGUGUGUGUGUGUGUGUGUGUGUGUGUGUGUGUAUGCGUAUGCAUGCCUGCGCCAAGGUGGCACCCUUGUCCUGGUAUUUCCUUUCAUUCUCUACUCACAUAAUGGAUCCUCUAACAGUUCAGUAUAGGUACACUUUCCACUAUGUUAUUGAAAUGUUCUAGUCUUAAUAUUGGAUAAUUAGACACUUUCCACUGGGCCCAUUUGAAAAGUAAUUGAUAAUUAUCUUUAAGAUAUUUUAAGUGUUAAUGAUAUUUGUCACUACUAAAUGCUUAGUUUUAUUUAUGAAACUUUCAAAAUUUUCUGCUUAAGAUUGCAAACUGUUUUCCUAUACUAUGUGUUAGAUGAAAAUAUAUUUUAUCACAAAUUAACCUCAGAAUGCAACUCUUUGAAUGUGUGCUUGCUGGAAGAAUUCCAGGUGGACACAAAUCCCUCUAGGGCAGGUCACCAUGUGGAACACUUAGGAGAAGCACAAACUGAGCCAAAGGAGGGUUGUUGUUUUCCACAAA